GUACAACUUAACCUCGUGUUAUGUUUUCGUGAGAGGAUAUUAUCAAUUCUAACAUAAUGGGCAAGAAGGGAAAGGCAGGAGAUGGCAAUUUAGGGAAAGCUUUAAUCAGAGAUCGUUUUGGUCAGUCGAAAAGAAAAAAAUGUGUUAAUACGCCUAUGAUUCAUAGCGUCGAAUUAAAUGACGGAUACGACUGGGGACGUCUCAAUCUUCAAUCAGUCACGGAAGAAAGUUCGUUCCAAGAAUUUCUUUCGACCGCGGAGUUGGCGGGAACAGAGUUCCAAGCAGAGAAACUGAACGUUAAGUUCGUCAAUCCGAAGAGCGGAAUAGGAUUACUUUCGAAAGAUGAGAAACGAAAGGUCGUGGAGUCGCAAAUAAAGAAUAAAGCACUACUUAAGAUACCAAGGAGGCCUAAAUGGGACAGCACCACAACGGCUUAUGAAUUACAAGCUAAAGAGAGAGAAGAGUUUUUGGAUUGGAGACGUUCACUCGCUCAGCUGCAAGAAGAUGAAGAAUUAAUGUUGACGCCUUACGAAAAAAACUUGGAAUUCUGGCGGCAACUGUGGAGAGUAGUGGAACGCAGCGACGUUGUUGUACAAAUCGUCGACGCACGGAAUCCUUUGCUGUUCCGUUGCGAGGAUUUGGAGAGUUACGUUAAAGAAGUAGAUCCUAAGAAGAUGAAUGUGAUAUUAAUUAAUAAAGCAGAUUUCUUAACGGAUGAUCAACGCCAAGCGUGGACAAAAUAUUUUACGGAUAUCGAUGUAAGAAUCGCCUUCUUUUCUGCUACGUUAGCGUCCGAGAAACAAAAGAUCGACGAGUCGGUGAAAGAAGAAAGUUCCGAAAACGAGCAAGACAGCGAAACAGAGGACGAGAACGACGAUAACGAAUCAUCGUAUAACUCGGAAUUUGCCUCGGAUAGCGAAUAUGAAACCGCAGACGAUGGUAGUAGCAUUGCCAAUGGAGAUUCCGGAACCAACGAAGACAGCGAAUGCAAUUUGAAUGUAUCGAAAGAUUCGACUGAGAAAGAGGAUGAAGAAACUACGAGGGAGGAGGAGAAUAGAAAUACGGAAAACUCAUCAAAGUUAUUAAAUAGGGAUCAAUUAGUAUCAUUUUUCAAAACAAUUUACAAGGGUGAAACGUAUACCAAAGGCUUUACAACGAUUGGUUUAGUAGGAUAUCCAAAUGUUGGCAAAAGUUCUACUAUUAAUGCUUUGUUAAUGGAUAAAAAGGUAUCUGUGUCUGCGACGCCAGGCAAAACGAAACACUUUCAGACGCUAUUUUUGCAGAAAGAUCUACUUCUUUGCGAUUGCCCUGGUUUAGUAAUGCCAAGUUUCGUUUGUACAAAAGCAGACAUGAUUCUAAACGGCAUAUUACCGAUCGAUCAGAUGCGAGAUCAUGUUCCGCCUAUUACAUUAUUAGGUACUUUGAUACCAAGGCACGUUUUGGAGGACCUUUAUGGCAUUAUGUUACCUCUGCCUCUAGAUGGAGAAGAUCCUGAUCGUCCACCGACUUCGGAAGAAAUUUUAAAUACUUAUGGAUAUAACAGAGGUUUUAUGACACAAAAUGGACAACCAGAUAACCCGCGUUCAGCGCGAUACGUUUUAAAAGAUUUUGUAAACGGUAAACUUUUGUAUUGCGUUGCGCCACCAACAGUAGAGCAAGAAAAGUUUCACACAUUCCCUCCGCGAAGAAGAGCUGUUUCUGUGAACAAACAUGUACCACUUAGGACAAUACGUGCAAAUAAAGGGAGCAGAGUCGGCUCCGAAGACGUAGAUAAAGUGUUUUUUCAAAAUAAUGUCCCGAAUAUACAUACGAAAGGAGUGAUUGGAAAAAUGCACGGUUUGUACCGUCCUGGUUCUAGCGAUAUAGGAUCGGUAGCUGGUUCCACGCAAAGUUUAUUACUUGAAGAGAAACCGUGGAAAAAGAUAAAUAAACAUUCGAAUAAAAAGAAACGUGAAAAAACGAGAAGAUUGUUCGCUCAUCUUGAUCAACAUUAAUUAAU
Messenger RNA from Colletes gigas, 1999 nucleotides. RefSeq names its product large subunit GTPase 1 homolog (gene Ns3). Gene Ontology annotation, cellular component: cytosol. Gene Ontology annotation, biological process: ribosomal subunit export from nucleus. The coding region runs from base 57 to 1994 and encodes 645 amino acids. The record is from RefSeq and is a predicted model, not a curated record. The transcript has 4 exons. NCBI's taxonomy places the organism in Eukaryota, Metazoa, Arthropoda, Insecta, Hymenoptera, Colletidae. Gene Ontology annotation, molecular function: GTPase activity; GTP binding.